Punctularia strigosozonata HHB-11173 SS5 is the source of this 990-nucleotide messenger RNA. RefSeq lists its product as uncharacterized. The coding region runs from base 1 to 990 and encodes 329 amino acids. The transcript is spliced from 4 exons. NCBI's taxonomy places the organism in Eukaryota, Fungi, Basidiomycota, Agaricomycetes, Corticiales, Punctulariaceae. The record is from RefSeq and is a predicted model, not a curated record.
AUGAAGUCUGUUGACCCACAGCAUAGGUUGGCAAGGUGGAUCAACGCACCUACAUCGGGCCUUGAGCUCAUCCAUGAAAAUAUCGUCCAUAACCACCAGGGUACCCCGGUAGGUCGGUGGCAAAUAUCAGUACGAUCCUACCGGUCAGCCACUGGUGCGGCAGUGAAUGCGUCGCAGAGUGCUGGUACAUCCGCUUUCCCGGAACGAUCCAUGUGGGCCCUCACCAUGAAUGACAACGUGUUCGUACUGCUUGAGGACCUCGCCGCUCCGUACCACUCAGAAGUCGCAGCGGCCGCUCAAGCGCACACGCAAGCACAGGCUCAAGCGACGCAGUCGUCUGAACACGGGCACACACACGCCGCGCAUCAUCAGCCGUUCAUUGGGCCACCCCACUAUCGGUCCACAUUUGUAACUUUGAGCCCUCCGGGAGCGUUGGAAGAGCUCAUUGAUCAACUGGGAGCGCACUGGAAACCAGUCCGGCAGUCCGGAGCUCCGCCUAACAGGAAUCAACCUGCCCAGCGAGUUGCCCAGGGUCAGCAAGUGACGGUAGAAGGCGCCAUAUAUAAGAUUGGCACGGACUGGCUUGUGAGAGCAGGGCAUGUGAUUCUUGCGGGGGGCGCGCUGAAGGGCAUGCUGUUAGAGGCUGAAUAUCUACCCUUACCUACAAUCACCUCCUUUAAGACGCCAGAUGGUACCUCGCGACUGGUGACUGAUCUACUCCUGAACAUCCUUCCGAACGUACAGGAUGCGAAGACCGUUGCUGUCACCAUCAGUGGUGCCCAGUUGGAGGAGAUGUUAUGGUGUUCUGAGGGGGACGCCGCUGAACGCGAGGCUCUAACGAACGACUCGAGGGACCCCGAUGAUGACGUUUUCGCAUACGGUGAUGAUCACUGGCCCACUGCAAAGAAAGGCGACUGGACUGGGAUAGAUCGUGAUAAACACUCGGCUGUACAUGUCAUCGGUAUCUUGCGGAGCGAAGGGAUAAUGUAA